GUUAUGGAGCGAAGCCUAAUCGGAUCACGUCUGUUGCAUGCUGCUGCAUAGUUUUCAGAAUAAAAAAAAAAUCAACUGUGCUUCUGGAAAAAACAGGAGAGAGCGCAGAGCGCGCGACGAGGCGCAACGAGCAGAGUUUCGGUGUUUUGAAAGGAUCAGAUAACCGAUAACCGCUGAGUUCGGGGGAGGACCAGGUGUGUUUUCCCGUUUCUAAGGACUGCCUUGCUGAUGUCACCAUGGAGGAGUGCUGGCGAGUAGGACAGGUGCGCAGGGUGAAGUUACCUCAGUGGGUUCGCAUUAGGAACUGUCAGUGACAGAGGAGUUUUUCAGCAGCUGAUGAACCUCGUAUAAACCCUUUUUUUCACGUUUUCCUGUAUUUUAUUUUAUUUUUUAAAAUAAACUAUUUCCGUCAGUGUUGUCAAAUGUGCUGGCGUUUCCUGAAGUCCAGAGUGGGAUAUAUGCUAUUUUUCCCACGCUUUUCUGACAGGCACUGGUGCGCGCAAACUGCUGGACUCACCGGUUCCGUCCUGCUCUGUAACAAAUAUCGGGGUGUAACAGUGCAGGGGAAGCUACUGUUGGUUAUUAACCGCACAUUGCUGUGAACUGGGGUGUGGGAUCGAGACGCCCCAGCAUCAGAAUCAGCACUUUCCGCUUCAAUGCGACACUGACGCAGCUGGUCUCACAUUCCAGUCGCGGACAGGUGAUGCUCGGAUAAGUCAAUGGAAGGAUAUUUGAUUCUCAGGAGCAGCUGAGCAAAAAACAAGCAAGCAAACAAAAAAACAAGAGUUGUUUUCCUCGAGAUGGAAUACAGCACAAGGCAGCAGCAUCAUUAACUUCUCUAAUCGGGCAAUGAUUUUUCCGUGCGUCAUUGCGUCUUAGGUUUUGAAGCGGUUGUUGCUUUGAAGGACAAUCGUUCUUGGACUUCCCCAUAGGUUUUCAACAUCUACCAACAAUGUCCAAGACACUGAAAAAGAAGAAGCACUGGUCAAGUAAAGUGCAGGAGUGCACCGUCUCGUGGGGAGGUUCCGGGGAGCUGGUCACUGUAGCGGAGGUGCGAGGUGGCGCUGAGCUGGGAGAGUUCCCCUAUCUUGGACACAUAGUGUCGGAGGCGUUGGUGUGUCACGCCGGGAGGCUUCCCAGCAGUGGGGACGUUCUGCUGGAGGUUAAUGGCACUCCCGUGAGCGGACUCACAAACCGAGACACGCUGGCUGUCAUCCGCCACUUUCGGGAGCCAGUCCGCCUGAAGACUGUGAAACCAGGUAAAGUGUUGAAUACUGAUUUGCGUCACUACCUCAGUCUGCAGUUUCAGAAGGGCUCCCUGGACCAUAAGCUCCAGCAGGUGAUUAGGGACAACCUGUACCUGCGUACCAUUCCCUGUACUACUCGGCAGCCUCGAGAAGGGGAGGUUCCGGGAGUGGACUACAAUUUUAUCAGUGUGGCGGAGUUUCGUGAACUGGAAGAAAGUGGACUGCUGCUGGAGAGUGGCACCUACGAUGGCAACUAUUAUGGGACCCCUAAGCCCCCUGCGGAGCCGAGCCCUGUACAGCCAGACCUGGUGGACCAGGUUCUGUUUGAUGAGGAAUUUGACACGGAGGUCCAAAGAAAACGCACAACCUCUGUCAGUAAGAUGGACAGAAAGGACAGCGCUGCUCCAGAGGAGGAAGAGGAAGAAGAGAGGCCUCCUUUGGUCAACGGACUGACCGAGCACAAGGACAAAGCAGAGUGGAGGAAGACAGUGCCCAGCUACAACCAGUCAGCUGGGGCCAUGGACUUGCGUAUAUGGAACACAGAGGAUGAAAGUCAGGAGCCCUUGCCUAAAAACUGGGAGAUGGCCUACACAGAAACCGGCAUGGUCUAUUUCAUCGAUCAUAACAGCAAGACCACCACCUGGCUGGACCCACGUCUUGCCAAGAAAGCCAAGCCACCUGAGAAAUGCGACGAAGGAGAGUUGCCUUAUGGCUGGGAGAAGAUUGAGGAUCCACAAUUUGGCACAUACUACGUAGACCACAUCAACCAGAAGACCCAGUUUGAAAAUCCAGUAAUGGAAGCUAAGAGAAAACUAAGUGUGGACACGCCCAUUGCAGCACCUCCACAAGCUGCUACGCCCUCAGGUUCCACAGCAGAGGAGCCUGGCAGGGGAAUGCGGGGGUUUACUCGAGAUCCGACUCAGUUACAGGGCAACAUACUUAAGACAGCACUUAGAAAAAGCCCCCAGGGCUUUGGAUUCACCAUUAUUGGCGGAGACCGACCUGACGAGUUCCUCCAGGUCAAAAACGUCCUGCCAGAUGGGCCUGCAGCACAUGACAAGAAGAUCGCCUCAGGUGAUGUAAUUGUGGACAUUAAUGGGGCAUGCGUGCUGGGAAAGACUCAUGCUGAUGUCGUGCAGAUGUUCCAAUCUAUCCCAGUCAAUCAGUAUGUGGACAUGAUCCUGUGUCGGGGCUACCCUCUGCCAGAGGACACCAGCAAUAGCGAGGAGGCAUCGAGCAACCUCAGUGCCUCUAAGGACACUUCUCCUUCCCCUUCGACACCACAAGACCUCAAUUAUACCAACGAUGGAGCGACCCUUUCUCGGCAGACUGCGUCAGUGCCACCUAUGACCAACGGAGGUCGCCACCACCAUCCUCAUCCCCAUCAACACCACCACCUUCCACAUGCCCUUAAUCAAGAAGGGCCUGACCCUACUCUAUUACAGCCGGAGCUGGUGAGUGUGCCCUUGGUGAAAGGCCCGGGAGGUUUUGGCUUUGCUAUAGCGGAUUGCCCCCUGGGACAAAAGGUAAAGAUGAUCCUGGACGCCCAGUGGUGCCGCGGCUUGUUGAAAGGUGAUGUUAUCAAGGAGAUCAACAGACAGAAUGUCCAAACUUUGAGCCACUCGCAGGUGGUCGACAUCCUCAAAGACCUGCCUGUGGGCAGUGAGGUCAACGUGCUGGUGCUUAGAGGAGGUCAGACGUCUCCAGUGAAGUCUCUGAAACCAUGCACAGGUCCCAUGUCUCACGGAGCAGCCCAGCCUACUUCACACCAGGCACCUCAUUCGGUGCCCCAACAAAUGGUCCAUCCGUUCCCUCAGCCCACGAUGCAGCAGCAGAGGCAGGAGAUGAUCAGCAGCACAGAGACCCUAAGUCAGCCUGAGGCAUCCCCCAAUGCAUCAACGUUCUCCUCCAGCACCCUGCGCUCAGCUUCACCCAAACCAGAUGCAUCUGAGCUCUACCUCAAGUCCAAGGCCAUUCUUGACAGCAAGCCUCCCAAUACAAAGGACCUGGAUGUAUUCAUCAAAAGGAAUCAGGAAUCAGGCUUUGGCUUUAGAGUCCUUGGGGGCGAGGGACCAGAUCAGCCAGUAUAUAUUGGUGCCAUUGUGCCACUCGGUGCAGCAGAGAAGGACGGGCGCUUGCGGGCAGGGGAUGAGCUACUUUGUAUAGAUGGCGUGCCAGUCAAGGGCAAAUCCCACAAACAAGUGCUGGAGCUGAUGACCAAUGCUGCUCGUAAUGGCCAAGUCAUGCUUACAGUCCGCAGGAAACUAGCAUACACAGAUGGUGGAGGAGAAGAUGACAACAACCAGCAGCCGCAGCAGGUUGCAUCUGCUUUGGUCAACAGCUCUCCCAAGAUGCCUCCCUCUUCCUCUCCGCUUAAUCACCAACAUGCCUUGGGUCACACUAGGCUCAGAUAUGAGCUGAAGCUCUCAGCUCGGAAUGGUGACUCCGAGGCUAAGAAUCAUCUUUCACCAAGAGAUGGGACAGGAACUCUCAUUCCAUCGGGCCCUAAGCAGGGCUGCUUUGUGGUGGAGCUGGAACGCAGCCAGAGAGGCUUCGGCUUCAGCCUGAGAGGAGGGAAAGAGUAUAACAUGGGGCUGUUCAUUCUUCGACUGGCCGAGGAGGGACCCGCUCUUAAAGAUGGCAGGAUACACGUUGGAGAUCAAAUAGUGGAGAUCAAUGGCGAGGCCACACAGGGCAUUACACACACUCGGGCAAUUGAGCUGAUCCAAGCAGGAGGCAAUAAAGUUCAUCUACUUCUCCGACCUGGCCAGGGCUUGGUCCCGGAUCACAGUUCAAAGGACAAAGUAACCAUUCCAACCUCAAGCUUUCCCAGAUUCUCUGUAUCUGACGGGCAGUCAUCUCCAGCUUCUCCAUCCUCUGUCUCCCUCUCUACCUCUGAACUUUCCCCAUCCUCACCCAAAAUAUCUGCCCCUGAUGAGUUCCCUGGGGGUGACGGCAUAGAACGUGGGUCCCCUGGUGCUGCGAGGGAGCAUGGUAGGCAGGCUAACAAACCAAGAGGACAGCAGAUCUCUGACCCUAACCAUAAGCGCACCACCAGCCCAAGCACCCAGACCAAUAAAACAAGCAGGAGCGACUCCGCAAGUGGUAGCCCCAAAAGAGCCACUGAAGGCCAAAGGGAGCACGUAGAUCGCUCCCAGAGCCCUCGAAAAACAGACCAAGGCCACAGCGGAUCCCUGGAGGACAUGAGCAAGGACAGAAAAGCCCAGGGACAGAGAGGCUCCAAGUGGGAACGUGACCCUGCCGUGCCUUUGAGCAACCUGGAGGAGCCUCACAGCCCCAGGCGCCCAGCUGGCCAAAAGCCCAAUAUUGCCUCUGGAGAAGAGAAGGACCUGAGGUACAAACAGACUGAUUCAGCUUACUGGCAGGAAAGAGGAGCUACAGAGAGUGGAGACAAAACCUGGGGAACCACUGAUUACUACAGAAAGGCAAAGAGGGCUGAGCAAGAGGCACUGGCCCAAAAAUCCAACUCCCAAGCAUACAGGGAGAGGGUGGGGUCAGACGCUGAUGGUGGCACACUGAGCCGAAAGACCGGAAGAGACAAACGGGACAAGGAGCAUCGAGAUGGCAAGUACCACGGUUCAACUGAAGAAGUGAAUAAAAAGGACCCACGAGGUUCAAACAGUAGCAUCCCAGACCCCAGCUGCAAUGGGAACACUACCAGCAAGAAGGGUCCCAUCACCCCGGGCCCGUGGAAAGUUCCCAGUUCUGCCAAGAUCCAGUCCCGAGUGGACACCACAUAUGCAGAUAUCUGAAACCCUGCCAGGACUCUGCAUAUAUAAAGAAAAAGCUGAGCCACAAACAUGAAUUCAGAAUUGAAGGAUUAUUUUUUUUCAGACAUGUCUGACAUAGCAGAUCACUGUGCGACCAGCAACAUAGCUUCUCAUUGCUCCUGAUUAUUAUUUUUUCCUCCAACCAGUUUGCCUACAUCAGUUUGCAUCAAGCUGCUGAUAUCUGAUCCGACACACGUUGUACCUACAUGAGAAUUUGUACUGUAUAAUGAUGUGUAAGCAUGUGUGUAACACAUGGAUUCUGAGUGUGGUAUUUGGAAGUAACAAUGACGUCUAUUUUGUGCCAAUCAGAGACUCCGGUAAUAUAAAGAAGCUGCUCCUAAUUGCACUCACUGUGAGACUGUUUGUGGGGUUUUUGGGAUAAACUGCUCUCCUCCCCACCACGAUGAAGGAUCCAGAUUUUUUUUGUUUGUUUGUUUUGGGUUUUUUUUAUUACGUGUGUCACGUUUGAAGGUUUAAAGGCAUACACAUGCACUCACAGCUUUUCUUCCAGGUGAGACUAACUCACUGUUGCUGUCACAAAUGGAUGUUUUCAAAACGGAGACUUGUGAUUUUCUCUGAUUGCCGUCUUAAAAGCGAAACUGUCUCGUAAGUCCUUUAUGGUUUGUUUUUUGAGACCGACUAGAGUCGUGAAUCGUCUGCGUGACUGCAUUCAUACACGCGAAGACAUGAAUCCCCUUAGCAUAUCAGAGAACGGAAAGACUACCCUGGAGCUUUAUAUGCAUAAAUCAGCAGACCAGAUACUUGUGGUUAUAGUUCUAAUGUUUGUUAUAUGUGUGUUAAUGAAAAUAAAGCAUAAUGUAAUUUAUUGAAAUUAAAUGUACACAGAACAGUUAGUACACAUAAUUUCACUUUUCACGUGGAAAUGGAACGUGUAGAUAAGCAUCUCCAUCUAAAAGAAUACAUUCAAAGACUGCAGUUUAUGCAUCUAAUUUCAUUCAAGCCUGAUUCAUAAAGUUGCUGACUGUUCACAGCUCUGUAUUUUAGGUCCUCUGCCUGCGUGUACGUAUACAAGCUGACUUGUAGGCCUGUGUAUUUUAAAUAUCACUGUAGCAUCGACUAUACUGAAAAUGAAACAUAUCUCAUUUAACAAAGUGGUUACACAUAUAUCGACUCAUAUUAUACAUGAAUUGAAUUAACAGAGGCUGACUGUAAGAAGUGAGACAUCUGGCUUUUAACUUACUAAAAACAUUAGAAGAUAUGUGUUUUUGUUAACCAUAAAUAUAGGCACAAAAACAGAUGGUUCCAACACAAAUAUCUAUUUUUGAUCAUUAUUUUGAGUACAGGACCCCCAUGAUUUAAGUAGUAUAGUAUUAAUAUUAUGCUCCAUUAUAGCCAGAUGCCUGAAGAAUUCACCAAAUGUCACCUUUUGGUGAUUGAACAUAUAGUGCAUGAAAUUGGCAGUACUAUUUCUUUAGGAGUCUGGCUUGAAAUUACAAUCAAGGUUUGUCAACUUUAUUUUUUUUUAAGAAAUUCAGUGUAAUAAAAAAGUUAUUGGGAUAUGUUGCCCUGCUCUAAAAUGAAAAUGUAGCAUCGUUCCAAUGUUUCUCCUGUGGAGUAGAGACACCUAGUGGUUUAUACACUGCUGUUCACAAGCAAAUUAUUGCUUGAACCCAACCCAUAAGGAUGUGAAGCAGUAAUACAUGCAUCUGUGGGUCUGUAAGACCACUGCUUAAUUUAUUGUCCACUUUAUUGUGACUAUGAUGCGAUACUGUAUUAAUUACUGUUCAUGCCAUUACCAUGUAUGAUACUGUGGCCUUGUAUUGCUCCAACAUAUAUACAUAUAUAUAUAAAUAUAUAAAAAAAAAACUUUUAGUUUUACAUCAUGGUAGUUGUAAAUGUUUAUAAAUUGUACAGCACCUGUAUAAAUAUUUGCCUUCAUGCAGGAAAAAAAAUCCUCUCUAAAUUGUUUCAUUAUUUUUUUAAGGGAAGGGAACUGAGAGGAAAUGCUAUAAAGUGGUUCAAAAGAAAUAAUAAUAAUCUGGUCAUGGCAUUUUGUUCAUGCACUGAUAAAUAAAGGUUUACUGAUUCAA
Neolamprologus brichardi is the source of this 7089-nucleotide messenger RNA. The record is from RefSeq and is a predicted model, not a curated record. NCBI's taxonomy places the organism in Eukaryota, Metazoa, Chordata, Actinopteri, Cichliformes, Cichlidae.